GUGACACGCGCUUUGUACAGGAAGUCUAUUAAUAGCCCCAUCACGCGGACAUGAAUUUCGUCUUGUAAACAUAUCAUGUCCGUUAUCAGUGAAUAUUGCUGUCAUACCUAGCGAGAUGAACACUGCCAGUGAUAAAGUACCCCAGCGACCACUGGCCAAACUCAUGUUCUACCUCCGGACCGUUUCUCGCUGUGUGGACAUAAAGGAAUUGUGUGAUUUACCACGGUGGGCGGAUUUUUCUCAUUAUCACCUGCUCACAAACAGAGAGGCGGACGAUGUGGCGUGUCUGUGCUUGUCUUUGUCACCAGAUAACCUACGACACAAAUGUCUCUCAGAAUGUGAUUCAAAAGCUAUGAACAUGGACAACGUGUUUUAUGACACAGAACUCGCAAAAUCACAAGGAUUACAGGUGUCCGAUGUUGUCGCGGUCAAUGGAAGUUACCUCCGCAUUAAGGGUGUAAUGACGUGCAAGGCGGAGUGGCUGGAGGAAUUCUAUUAUACGCCAAUCAAACAUUAUGAACAUGUGAUGGAGGGCGCCAAAAUGACCCUCAGAAUCAGGUCGUGUUCUCCAAGACUUAUUCAGACAUCACAAACAACGUACGGAACUUUCAGCACCGUGGGUUGUGUGUAAUUAGAGUGGUGACCGUUAGAUUCAGCGCUACGUGGUUAGAAAAGUGACCUCACUCCACCUAGCUCUUUCAUGCCCGCUGGCACAUACCUCAGUUAGAGUAGCGAACAUUACAUAUAUCAACAUAUCGUGACUUAUCCUCUGCAUAAUUUUACUGGUCUUGUCCACUGAUAUUUGUCUGUCUGUAUUUGAGGACAAGUUAGGUGAAAUCUUGAUCGUUUAUUGUUGAAAUAAAUGUCACUUAUAUUAAGUACA
This is a messenger RNA of Ostrea edulis (European flat oyster), 883 nucleotides long. RefSeq lists its product as uncharacterized. Bases 116 to 631 code for a protein of 171 amino acids. The record is from RefSeq and is a predicted model, not a curated record. Lineage: Eukaryota; Metazoa; Mollusca; Bivalvia; Ostreida; Ostreidae. The transcript has a single exon.